UUCCCGGAAGUUGUGAAUCCAAAUCCUUCCUUGGUCACUACACAUCACACACACGUUUCAAGUAUAUAAAUAAAACCCCAUUCCUCACCCACCACUCUUCUUUUAUGACACCACCCAUGGACAAUACUUCAUUCUCGUCCGACAUCACAACCGUCCACCCCGACAUCUUUCAAUCCCACAUCCUUAAUCGCCUCGACGGUCCUACUCUCGCCUCCGCCGCUUCCUCCACCUCCCAUCUCCGCCGCCUCUGCACAGAACACCACCUCUGGCGUAACAUUUCCGCUGCCACGUGGCCUUCUCUCAACGACCCCCUCGCCGCGGCCAUUAUCACCACCUUCCCCGCCCGCCACCGUUCCAUCUUCUCCGACUCCUUCCCCUCCCUCCACCAUUCCCCUCCCAAUCUCAACCCAACACCACCACCCCCUCCGCCGCCGGAGCUCAUCUCUGCCGUGGACCUCUACUACAAGGGUAAACCCGUCUUUUCCCGCGUCAUCAAAACCGAAACCCACAAGGGCUGGUUCCUCUGCUCCCCUCUCUGGGUGGACCUCCUCGACCGCAACGAGGUGGUCCCCACUCCCCUCAAAUUCGCGCAAACCAACGACGAAAACGAAUUGCUCAACCACCUCGAUGAGAAUCUCACCCUCAGCUGGAUCAUCAUCGACCCGACCCGAAAACGCGCGGCGAACCUCUCCAGCCGCCGCCCCGUCGCCGUGCGGCGCCACUGGCUCACGGCGGAGCUCCAGGUUCUCUACGCCGUGCCCAUGGAAACCGUCCAGUGCGUCGUAAAGGUCACGUGCUGCGGGAAGGCCGGUGGCGCGAUGCACGUGCGCGAGGUGAGUCUCACCAUGGAGGACACCGAGGGGAGGCACGUGAUGGGAAAGGACAGUGUUGUAAUUUUACAAGACGCGAUGGAGAAUGGAAAGAGAAAAAAACUUGACGAAGUAGAAGCAAAAGAGAGGUUCGAGAAAUUCUCCAUUGUGAAGAGAGAGAUUAGAGAGAGGAAGAUGAGGAGAGACAAGGCAACGGACAUGGUUGCCAUGUUGGUAGCUUUUGCUGUUUUUGCUCUGCUCUUCUGGUUUAUGGCUUUUGCUGUUUGACCAAAACGUUGCCGUUUUCGGAUUUUUCUUCAAUUAGGUCCUUUACCUACGUAGUAGUGUCUGUGUUUGGACUUUGGGUUGCACUUACGCAAGCUGCUUCAGACGGAAAGAGAAGAAAAAAAAUAUUCAACAAGUAAAUAGUAAAAAAAAAGUAUAGUUGAAAGUGAGAGAAAAAAAAAAAAAAACAAAAUACACGACAGGAAAACGUGUGUGUGUUGUUAAUUCAUUUUUUCUUUUGACCCAUACCAUGUUACGUUGUUACAUAAAUCAAUUAUACAAAUUCUAUAAUUUUAUUUAUUUA
Glycine soja is the source of this 1398-nucleotide messenger RNA. RefSeq names its product probable F-box protein At2g36090. The record is from RefSeq and is a predicted model, not a curated record. Gene Ontology annotation, molecular function: protein binding. NCBI's taxonomy places the organism in Eukaryota, Viridiplantae, Streptophyta, Magnoliopsida, Fabales, Fabaceae. The coding region runs from base 105 to 1097 and encodes 330 amino acids. The transcript has a single exon.